Molecule: messenger RNA, 908 nt
Organism: Cyprinodon variegatus (sheepshead minnow)
Lineage: Eukaryota; Metazoa; Chordata; Actinopteri; Cyprinodontiformes; Cyprinodontidae
Product: pituitary tumor-transforming gene 1 protein-interacting protein-like
Exons: 7
Coding region: 86-631 (181 amino acids)
Biological process (GO): protein import into nucleus
Cellular component (GO): nucleus; cytoplasm
Source: RefSeq, a predicted model, not a curated record
GAAGUGACGUAGUCCGGUAAACAGAACCAGCAGCAUCGCUCUCCUGUCAACCAGCGGAUCUUCAGAAGCAGCUCCGAGUCCAGCCAUGUCUCCGUCUCUACCGGACCGAACCACCCGAACCUCCGCCGGCCUGCUGCUGCUGCUAAGCUACGUUAGCUUGGUUAGCCCGACGGAGAGCCCCACAUCCCCCCCACCGCCCGGUUGUUCCUCCUUCUUGGACUGUGACAGCUGCGUUCCUCAUGCUAAGUGUCUGUGGUGUUUUGCCACCAACAGCUGCUCUGAAUACCCGGUGACCUGGCUGCUGCCCCCCGCCUCGCUCUGCCCGCUGUCCCAGGCCCGCUGGGGCGUCUGCUGGGUGAACUUUGAAGCCCUGAUCAUCGCUAUGGCCGUGGUUCUGGGAACCAUCAUCAUCAGCAUCAUCAUCUGCUGCUGCUGCUGCUGCUGCAGGAGGAGGACCCGCCCAGCAGGUCCCGACAGAGACGAGGAGACGUUCUCCAGGAGGAGAGAGGAGAUCAGACAGCGUGCUGAGGAGCGGAAGGCGGAGAGAAAGACGAGAAACGAUGAGAUCAGGAGGAAAUACGGUCUGAUGGGGGACUCGGACCACCCCUACAGCAAGUUUGAGAACGAGUGAAGCAGCUGCCGCUGCUGGAUGAUGGAGUUCCUGACGUCUUCUCACUUUUAGCUCCACCUGCUGCCUUUCUUCUUCAUCCAACCCAAACCAUGAUCCAGAUGCUGCAGCCAGAACCGGACCGGACUGGACCGCUCCAGAUCCAAUCAACCAACUCCAGUGUUGAAAUGUCCAGCUUGCUUCUUUUAAUCAAAUCACUGUUUUCUGAAAUGCUGUUUGCUUUUUUAUUCAGUCCUUGCACUUUGUUCACAAAUCAGAUCCUAAAUGACAAGAAUAAAUC